This is a messenger RNA of Scutellospora calospora, 1920 nucleotides long. The record is from the annotation of a GenBank genome assembly. Lineage: Eukaryota; Fungi; Glomeromycota; Glomeromycetes; Diversisporales; Gigasporaceae.
AAAGCAAUAAUGGAACCUUACGAGGAACCUUAUGAGGAAUCUUACGAGAUGACGAAUCCCUACGAGAUGAUGGAGCCUUAUGGAAUGAUAGAAGAUGAUUUUGAUGAUUAUCUUGGUAAUUUUAACUAUGAAGUUGCAGAAAGUUCAGGAACCUCGAUGGAAACCUUUUCAUCAACAACUAUUAAACCAAACAUUCAGACGAGUUCUAAUUUUCCAUCUUCGGAAAGCAAAAAUAAAGGUAAUAAAAUUAGUAUAAGAAAUCCUAAAAUAGCCAAACAAUUCAUUCUUAUAAUUUUUGUUUUAGCCAAAAAAACCGAAAAUAAAAGACCAUAUAAACAUAAAAAUCCAUCAUUUACUCAGGAUUAUUUUGAAAAAAAAGUAAUUGAUAGUGAGGAAUUUCGGGUUUGCAAAAUCAUAAAUGAAAAAAGUGGUCAAAAAUAUUCCAAAAUUACUGAAUUUGUACGGAAAGUUAAACCUCAUUCUCAAUGUAUUCAAAAAAGACAUGAGGAAGUGCUUCUCAAAUGGAUAUUGCGUUCAAACCAGCCUCUCUCUACAGUCACUGACGAAGCAUAUAAAGAAAAAAUAGCUGAAUUUGAUCCUUCCUUUAUUAUUCCGGGAGAAAAAAAAAUCAGAACUAUGAUUGCCAAAAGUUACAAUUAUAACCAGGAGAACUUACAGAACCUUCUUACCCAAAAUAUAGAAAACAUUUCACUUACGGCAGACUUUUGGUCCAGUAAAGCUAGACAUGGGUAUCUAGGAAUUACCGCCACUUGGAUUACUCCAACUUUUGAAAUUAAGGAUAUAAUGUUAGAAAAUAAGUAUGUUCCCUCGCUGCAUACUAGUAGAGCUAUUUCUGAAGAACUUCAUAAGUGUAUUGAAACCUGGAAUCUUAGAGAUUGUAUAACAUCAAUCACCACUGACAACGGAUGUAAUAUGGUCUCAGCUUUUCCUUUAUUAAUUCAAAAAAAAGGAUGCGAAAAGAUCAAGUGCCUUUCAUGUUCAGCUCAUACUCUUCAGUUAGCAAUUGGAAAAGGACUAGCACCAGCAGAGAUUUUAGUUGCCCAUACAAAAAGACUAAUUCAAUUCUUUCAAUAUCAAAAACAGAUAGAACGAUUAGAGGAGGUGCAAAAAAACUUUGGUUAUUCAGAUAUUUUGCGUUGCAUUCAAUACAUGACCACUCGCUGGAACUCUCUAUAUUAUUCUUGGAAUCGUCUUUUUUUUUUAAAGGAUGCUAUAAUUCAGCUUCAGACGAAUUUAUAUACUUCACAGGAUCAGGAAAUAAAAAAAGAUGGGACAAAAUUAAAAAGGAUACUUCUCUCGGAUGAUGAAUGGGAACUAUUGGACCAACUUAUCGACUUGUUGAUGCCAUUCGAGAAUGCAACACGAGAAUUUUCAGGAAAUACGUAUAUAACAUUAAGCAAGGUUAUUCCAACUAUUAAGGAAAUGAUUUUUGAUUUGGCAUGUGAAACUCCUCCAAAUAAUAAUCUGUUUUUGGACGAGGCUACCAUAUUUGAAUCAGAUAAUGAAGAUAUGCGGCCCAUUGAUUUUGAUGAUGAUGACAUUAUAAGUAACGUUACAAAAAAAAAAAUUUCAAUUAAAAAUCCGUUAGAUACGACAGGUAUCUUAGAACAAAUUAAAAAAAAUAUUUAUGAUGCACUUAUCAAUUAUUGGAACGAUCCAAACGAUCUUGGUUUGAUGGUAGCUUUGCUAGAUCUACGUAAUAAAAGUUUAGAUUUUCUAGAAGAUGAUUCCGAAAAGCAACUAACUAUUCAAAGACUUUAUGAUGAAUUUAAUGAAUUAGAAGAACCAAUGUCUGAACUAUCAAUUCAUCCAACUCCACCUAACACAGAAUCUACAAUGCGAUCUCACAAAGAGUAUCUUCAGCAACGGCAACUGAAAAGAAAAAAGAAAGAUAAAUCA